AGUAGGUCUUUUAGCACCAUCUAGUGGGAUGUAUAAAGAACUACAACAACAAUCAUGGCGGCCUCCAGCAGCAGACUCAUAUCGAGGCUGGCGCUAGUUACUGGAGGAGGCAGCGGGAUUGGGAGAGCAGUGUGUCAACGCUUUGCCUCUGAGGGCGCCUCUGUUGUGGUUGCUGACAUCAGCGAGGACUCGGCCAAUGAGACGCUAGGAAGCCUGUCACAUGCCAUCAGAGGACAAUGUCACAUGGCAGCUGCAGUGGAUGUGUCAUCCAAAGACAGUAUAAAGAGAGUGAUUACAAAUAUACAGAGUUGGUAUUUCCAGCCUCCUUCGGUGUGUGUGAACGCUGCAGGCAUCACCCGAGAUGACUUUUUGCUGAACCUGGAUGAGGAACAUUUUGAUGAAGUUAUCCAGGUCAACCUGAAGGGUUCCUUUCUGAUCACUCAAGCUGUGGCUCAGGCUCUGGUGUCGUGUGGAGCAGCCAAAGGCUCCAUCAUCACAGUGGGCAGCAUUGUGGGAAAGGUGGGAAACAUCGGACAGGCGAAUUACGCUGCCUCUAAAGCUGGAGUGGAAGGUUUAACCAGGACGGCGGCCAAAGAACUCAGCAGGUUUGGGAUUCGGUGUAACUGCGUGCUACCAGGGUUCAUCUCCACCCCAAUGACGGAUAAAGUACCUGAAAAGGUCAUCAGCAAGAUGAUGUCGUUGGUGCCUUUGGGAAGACUGGGCGAACCUGCAGAGGUCGCUGAUGUUUGUGCCUUUCUUGCUUCAGACGAUUCUCGCUACAUCACAGGAGCCAGCAUCGAAGUGGCGGGUGGACUUUUCAUUGGCUGACGCUGCUAUGUGUCACACAGAUGAAGACCAAUGGGAGGCCAGAUCUUGCCUAAAUAGACUGAUUUAUAAAAUAAUUGUGAAUAUGUAAAGUGGAAUCAUGUGUGUACCAAUAAACGUGUGUUUGUAAUGUUUCUGUGCCUAAUGCAGAACUUUAAAAUUAACAGCU
Messenger RNA from Thalassophryne amazonica, 994 nucleotides. It is a transcript of the gene hsd17b8, whose product is annotated as hydroxysteroid (17-beta) dehydrogenase 8. Bases 55 to 828 code for a protein of 257 amino acids. Lineage: Eukaryota; Metazoa; Chordata; Actinopteri; Batrachoidiformes; Batrachoididae. The record is from RefSeq and is a predicted model, not a curated record. The transcript is spliced from 9 exons. Gene Ontology annotation, molecular function: oxidoreductase activity, acting on the CH-OH group of donors, NAD or NADP as acceptor.